AUGACUUCAACAAUUAGAAUGCUCUCAUAUAGAGUGGUAGCAGAUGCAGUUGAUGAUUAUGUGCAAAUUAGGAAAAGCACGGAAAUUGAAAGUUUGAAAUACUUUUGCAAUUCAAUAAUCAAAAUCUUUGGACCAAAAUAUUGUAGAUCUCCAACAACAACUGAUAUUGCUAGAUUACUUGCUAUUAGGGAGGUUCGUGGGUUUCUGGGUAAAGCUCUGCCUGUCCAUUACACUAUUAAUGGACACACUUAUAAUAUGGGUUAUUACCUUGCUGAUGGUAUAUACUCUCAAUGGGCAACACUGGUUCAGACAAUCUCAUCUCUCCAAGGAGUAAAGAAGCAACAUUUUGUAAUGAUGCAAGAGUCAGCAAGAAAGGAUGUAGAGCGGGCAUUCGAAGUGGUCCAAUCCCAAUUUGCAAUUGUAGGUGGUCCAGAACGUUUUUGGGAUCCCAAAAUGCGUGGUAACAUAAGAAAGAGUUGCGUUAUAUUGCACAAUAUGAUUGUUGAAGAUAAGAGAGAUGAGCAUCUUGAUUUUGAUUAUGAAACAUCAUCAACCAACUCACCAGUAGUAGUUUCGUGUACUAGUAACAAUGACUUUGAAUCAUUUAUGCCCCAUCAUUUAGGUAUUAGAGAUAAGAAUGCACAUCAUGCCCUCUACAAUGAUUUAAUAGAACAUAUGUGA
Messenger RNA from Camellia sinensis, 681 nucleotides. RefSeq lists its product as uncharacterized. Lineage: Eukaryota; Viridiplantae; Streptophyta; Magnoliopsida; Ericales; Theaceae. The record is from RefSeq and is a predicted model, not a curated record.